Hirsutella rhossiliensis is the source of this 1689-nucleotide messenger RNA. RefSeq names its product zinc finger c-x8-C-x5-C-x3-H type (and similar) domain-containing protein. The transcript is spliced from 5 exons. The record is from RefSeq and is a predicted model, not a curated record. Gene Ontology annotation, molecular function: metal ion binding. Lineage: Eukaryota; Fungi; Ascomycota; Sordariomycetes; Hypocreales; Ophiocordycipitaceae. The coding region runs from base 1 to 1689 and encodes 562 amino acids.
AUGACGGUGUGCAAAUUCUACCAGCAAGGCACUUGCAAAUUUGGCAAUAGCUGUCGAUUCGAACACCCCGCGCGCAGCCAGCCGCAGUCAAACCGUUUCGGCCCUUUGGCAGCAGGAGCACCACCGGCCACAGGCGGCGGCGGCACUCAAAACAACCCGCUACUCACAAAGUACAAUAUCUCGGCCGAUGUCAUCACCAAGGACCUGACCAUCGAGAAGCCGCAAUGGAUCCUCUCCGCCUACGCGCCCGGCAGAGAUGCCCCGGACCAGCUGUUUGGAGGCUUCCCCCGCGAGCAGAGCUUCGAGGAGCUCCGGCUCCACUACAUGGCGGGCAAGGCCUCGGGCAAUGAGCAGCAAGCGCUCAGCCAAGCCCAGGAGCUCUAUCAAAACGCUCAGCAGCAAAUGGAAAAUGCCCUGCGCAACGCCCAGGAGGCGGCCCAGUUCGUGGCCGAGGGGGAGAACAGACACCCCAACAGGCACGACGUUUGCCGCGAGGGGACACAGGGCGCGCCCUUUGGGGAGUUCCUCGUAGGCAGGCGGCCCAAGCCCGCGGCCAACGCUCCGGCCCAGCCCAAUCCGUUUGCCUCGGGGGGCGGUACCACGCCGUCGGCUUUUGGCGGAGGCGCGCCAUCCACGAGCGCCUUUGGCCAGCCAUCCGCCUUGGGCCAGCGACCGAAUUCCUUUGGAAAUCCGGCCUUUGGGCAGCCGGCGCAGCCGUCAUCGUCGCCGUUUGGGCAAGCGGCCUCGGGGGGAGCCUCGGCCUUUGGCCAGGUCGCGCAACCUGCAUCUGGUUUUGGACAGCCAUCUGCUCUCGGAGCCAAGCCCAAUCCAUUCAGCGCCCCUGCGUUUGGACAGCCUGCGCAGCCAGCACAGUCGAGUGCGCCGGGCAGUGCAUUCGGACAGCCGAGUGCUCAGGGCAAUGCUUUUGGCCAGCCAAGCCAACUCGGGCAGACACCGAAUUCCUUUGCGACCAAUGCCAAUGCAGGUGGUGCAAACUCCAGUCCCUUUGCUACGAUGGGCACCAACGGCAACAGCUCGGCCCCCGCCAUGAACCCCUUUGGGGCCCCGAGCUCGAACCAAGCUAACGCGACCGCCAGCCCCUUUGGCCAGCCGCCUGCACAAGCGCCGAACCCCUUUGCGUCAGCCCAGCAACAACCGGCACAAGAGGCUAAUAACCCAUUUGCUCAGAACGCGCGGCCUUCGACAAACGGCACGUUUGGACAGCCCGCCAAUCCAUUCGCGCAGAAACCCGCCCAGAACGCGGCCGACCCGAUGGCGCAACAACAAGCUGGCGUCUCGCGACCCAAUGCCUUUGGUGCUCCUCAGACGGGACAGGCAUCCGCGGCUGCCGCCGCCGCGAAUCCUUACCCGCCAGGCAGCACAAGACAACAUCCGCCGUUGGAAAGCUAUGCCACCAAAGGCAUGGACGGCCGGUUGGCCACGUUCAAGGGCAAGCCGGUGGCGUACAAGGACGGCAGGCCGGGAAACCGGGCCUUUGACGGCACGUGGACGCGCAUCUGGUUUCCUGACGGGCCGCCCGCAUAUUGCAAGGACACGGAGCUGCCGCCGCAGCAGUACGAUGACAAAUGCAAGGCUCAGUGGGAGGCUUUUGCCCACACAGAGACUUUUGCGGGUGGGCGUAUGCCGGAGCUGCCGCCACCGCGAGAGUACACGCGAUGGGACUUUUGA